This is a messenger RNA of Raphanus sativus (radish), 1342 nucleotides long. Its product is annotated as probable non-inhibitory serpin-Z5. Gene Ontology annotation, molecular function: serine-type endopeptidase inhibitor activity. The record is from RefSeq and is a predicted model, not a curated record. NCBI's taxonomy places the organism in Eukaryota, Viridiplantae, Streptophyta, Magnoliopsida, Brassicales, Brassicaceae.
AUGGAUCCAAAAGAGAAGAGACAGAAGCUUAGCACACCAGCAGAACUCAAAAGCCCCUCUCUCUCACUCUCAAGGAAGGAUGUGGCGGCAAUCACAAGUCCCUCUUUAAACUCAAAGGUUGAUGUGGGAGAAGCGAUGAAGAAGCAAAACGACGUCGCUAUGUUCCUUACAGAGAAAGUAAUCUCUGCCCUAGCCAGAAACUCUAACUUCGUCUUCUCUCCGGCAUCAGUCAACGCCGUUCUAACCAUGGUCGCCGUUACGUCGGGAGAAGAAUCACUCAGAUCUUUGAUCUUCUCCAUCCUUAGGACAUCCUCUGUCGAUGAGCUCAACGCUGUUUUCCAUGAAGUAGCAAACACCGUCCUGGUCGAUGGAAGUGAGAACGGUGGCCCUAAGACUGCGGUUAAUGGAGUGUGAAUGGAGCAGUCCCUAUCCGUUAGUCCCUCCAAGAAAGAUCUCCUUCAGAAUUUCUUCAAAGCCGCUUUUGCUCAAGUUGAUUUUAGAUUCAAGAGUGAACAAGUGCGUAAGGAGGUGAAUGAGUGGGCUUCACGGCACACCAAUGGUCUCAUCAAAAGCAUGCUUCCUUCCGUUACAAGCGACACGGACUGGAUUUAUGGAAACGCAAUCUACUUCAGAGGAGCGUGGGAGAAAAAAUUCCCAAAGUAUUUGACAAGGGAGGACGAGUUUCACCGUAUCGAUGGCACAUCAGUCUCUGUGCCGUUCAUGACCACAACCUCUAGGAAGCAAUACGUAAGGGAAUACGAUGGUUUCAAGGUUCUAAAGCUCUCGUUUCAACGAGGCAGUGAUAUCAUCAAUGGUCGUAGAUUCUCAAUGUAUUUCUAUCUCCCGGACGAGAAAGAUGGACUGGAUAGUAUGGUGAAGAGAAUGGCCACUACUCCUGGAUUCUUGGAUAGUCACAUUCCCAGUGAAGAAGUUGGUGUUGGUGAGUUCAGAAUCCCAAAGUUUAAGAUCGAGUUUGGUUUUGAGGCUUCCAAGGCUUUUAAUGAAUUGGGGCUGGAUUCGGUUUCCUUGUACCAUAACGCUUUGGUCGAGAUUGACGAAGAUGGUGCAGAAGCUGCAGCUGUUACUCGUAAAGGAGGCCGCAGAGGGUGCAUGCUCCACAGCACUGUGAGGCUGAUAGAUUUUGUGGCUGAUCAUCCGUUUCUUUUUUUGAUAAAAGAAGACGCAACUAGAACCAUUAUGUUCGUUGGUCAAAUCUUUGAUCCUCCCACCGCUUAAGACCUGACCGGUUUGCUUUUGUUUUAGAUUUUUUUGUUUAAAUGAAAUUGCAACUUUGCCACUUUAGAGCCCAUAUUGGUUUUUGGCUGUUGCUUCAGAUGUUGCG